Messenger RNA from Apis dorsata (giant honeybee), 1320 nucleotides. Its product is annotated as caspase-1-like. Gene Ontology annotation, molecular function: cysteine-type endopeptidase activity. Bases 36 to 1073 code for a protein of 345 amino acids. The transcript has 6 exons. NCBI's taxonomy places the organism in Eukaryota, Metazoa, Arthropoda, Insecta, Hymenoptera, Apidae. Gene Ontology annotation, biological process: proteolysis. The record is from RefSeq and is a predicted model, not a curated record.
AAAGUAUAAAUAUACAGCACGUCCAAGAGUACAUCAUGUUCAUAAUUCUGCUUUACCUGAUCACUCGUUCCACUAUUUAUUUUUCGAAUUACUUGUUUGAGAGAAUGUAUAAAAUCGACCAUGAUCAGCCAAGUUUGAACGAAUCGAAUGAACCCAAUAACGAGGCCUCUUCCGAAUCGACAAAUUUCGGCGAAAGUUCCGAUGUGAACGAUAUGACGGAUGCCGAGAUGUUGGGAACAUUAGAAUCAGGAACACCCGAAUCAGGAAUUGUAUGGAAUCAAUACAAGCAUAGAAAUUACAGAUUUGCUAAAUUCGUUACGCCGAAAGAUUCUCCUGUCUACUUGAUGACGCAGAAAAAACGCGGUAAAUGCAUUAUAUUCAACCACGAGAAGUUCGAAAAUGAAAGAGAAUCACGUCGAGAAGGGACAAACUACGACGAGUAUGCGAUAAACGAAACCUUUUCUGCUCUUGGUUUCGAAGUGAAGAUUUAUAAGGAUUUGAGGGUCAACGAAAUUAUGGAUGUCAUUAUGAAUUUGCAAAAUGAAGAACACUACGAUUGCGACUGCAUAUGUUUCUUUGUAUUAACUCAUGGUAAAGUCGGUGAUAAUGUAUCUGCGUACGACAUGACUUAUCCGGUUCAGAUGAUUUGGCAACCAUUCAAUUCGGAUAGUUGCAUAUCAUUGGCUGGUAAACCAAAACUAUUUUUCGUACAGGCUUGUAGAGGUGUAGCUAGCGAUUCAGGUAUUCAAGGUAGAUCCUGUGGUACAGAUUCAGAUGAAAUGACUUAUAUACUUCCUACAACUGCAGAUUUUUUAUAUGCUUAUAGCACUAUGGAAGGUUGUUAUUCGUUUCGUGAUACGAAUCAAGGUUCGUGGUAUAUUCAAACUUUGUGCAAAGUUAUUAACAAGCAUUGGAGAGAUUGCGACCUGUUGAAAAUGUUAACGAUAACAUUACGAAAAGUUGCUACGGAAUAUUCAUCUCAACAUUAUGAAUCGGAUAAAGACAAGAAGAAGCAAAUGCCUACUUUCACUUCAACAUUGACUAGAGAUCUAUAUUUUAAUUCUGUGGAAUAAGUAACGAUCUGCUUCUAACAAAUUGAGAAUUUUAAAAAAAAUCCAUCACUAUUGUUAUAACUAUUAGAUGAGAAAAAGGAAAAACAAAAAAAAAUUAUAAGACAAAGUUAAAAGUAUCUAUUAAUACCAUUUUGUACAAACUAUGAUAAUGAUUCAUCGUAUCGUUACAAUUAUUAACUAGGUUAGAAUAUUAUCAUUCAAUAUUUAAAGAAAACUGGUAAUUAAAAUUAGUACUGUAGAUCAUUUU